GGAUUUACUGGAAGAGCGAAUGGGGAUGAAAAAUCCUAGUUUUUCAUGUUUCCAGCAUUGUUUUGAAUGGUGAAAUAUCUCUUUUAGUUUAAAACGUUUCGAAUAAUUUAUAUUCAUCAUCAGUUUGAUGUCUUUGUGGCUUUUUUUCCAAGAAAUAGGAAAACUGCAGUGGGAGGGAAGAAACAGGAAAACGGAAAAUGACCAAAAGAAAAGUCAAACUGUCAAAAGUAAACGAAAAUUCAAGUUGGUAUUGACAGAACGGAAAAGAAGAAACAGAAGGGAGGAAAAAAGUUGUGUUGUUUUGGAAAAACUUGGAAAAUUGCAAAGAAAAACAACACAAAAUGCCGGAGGAACAGGAGCAGCAGCAAGGGGAGAUUGAGAAUGUGAGGGUGGUUAUCCGGGUGCGCCCCAUGGACAAGCUGGAAUUGGACGCAGGGGCGAAUAAUAUUGUGAAAGUGGACAAAAUCAAUCGUUCCAUCACAGUGACAAAGCCCUCCAGUAGCCCCGGAGAACCCCCAAAGAUCUACUACUUCGACAAUGUCUACGGAGAAGAAUCAACACAGAUCGAUCUCUAUGUGGAUACAGCACGUCCAAUUGUCGAUAAAGUUCUCGAGGGCUACAAUGGGACGAUCUUGGCCUACGGACAGACGGGCACGGGUAAGACCUACACAAUGUCCGGCAUAUCGUCCUCCCCACAGACAAAGGGUAUCAUCCCCAAUACAUUUGCCCACAUCUUUGGGCACAUUGCAAAAGCAAAAGAGAAUCAAAAGUUUCUUGUACGCGUGAGCUACAUGGAGAUUUACAAUGAGGAGGUGCGUGAUUUACUGGGCAAGCAAUUGAAUAAGAGCCUGGAGGUGAAGGAACGCUCAGACAUUGGGGUCUUUGUGAAAGAUCUCAGUGGGUACGUUGUCCACAAUGCAGAUGAUUUGGAGAAUAUAAUGAAGUUGGGAAAUAAAAAUCGCGCAGUUGGUGCGACGAAAAUGAAUACCGAAUCAUCGCGAUCGCACGCAAUUUUCUCCAUCACAGUGGAAUCCAGUGAAACCGAUGACAAUGGUGAGCAGCACGUGAAGAUGGGGAAACUACAGUUGGUUGAUUUAGCUGGCUCUGAGCGUCAAAAUAAGACCCAAGCCACUGGGAUGCGUCUCAAGGAGGCCACCAAGAUAAACCUGUCGCUGUCGGUUCUGGGAAAUGUGAUAAGUGCCCUUGUUGAUGGGAAGAGUACGCACAUUCCGUAUAGAAAUUCCAAAUUGACGCGAUUGCUGCAGGACUCCCUUGGGGGGAAUUCCAAGACGGUGAUGUGUGCGAGUAUUAGUCCAGCUGAUAGUAACUACGUGGAGACUAUUUCGACGCUGCGAUAUGCAGGAAGGGCUAAGAAUAUCCAGAAUCGCACACAUGUCAAUGAUGAGCCGAAGGAUGCACUUCUGCGGCAUUUCCAAGAGGAGAUUGCUGAGCUCAAGAGGCAAUUGGAGGAGGGGGUGUUUGAGAUAAAUUCCUCCGAAGAUGGUGAUGAGGAUGCCGAGGAGAAUGAUGCAGCGAAUGAUGAGGUGGAUGACGAUGAAGAGAAUAUCAAGAGGAAGAAGAAGAAGUGCAAGGGGAACAGGAAGCUCCUGGAUGAUGAGAAGGAGAAGGAGAAGAGUGAUGCAGAGAAGGAAUUGCUGGAGAAGAAGGCACUGGAGAGUGAGCAAGAGUUGAAUAAGGCAAAAUCAGAGCAGGAUCAGUUGCGUGCAAAAUUGCAAUCGCUUGAGAAUAAAAUUCUCGUUGGUGGUGAGAAUUUGCUGGAGAAGGCGAAUGAGCAGGAGAAGCUGCUUGAGCAGUACCUCGUAGAGUUGGAGAUGCGUACAAAGAGUGAGCAGGAGCUGAAGGAGUCACUGCAGAAGAAGGAAGCUGAGAGGAUUGACAUUGAAGAGCGGUAUUCGUCGCUUCAGGAGGAAUGUGUGGGGAAGACGAAGAAACUCCAGCGUGUCAUGCAGAUGCUAAUGAGUGUAAAGUCCGAAUUGGCGGAUCAGCAGCAGGAGCAGCAGCGUGAAAAGGAGGGCAUCUACGAGAGUAUUCGGAGUCUUUCGCGUGAGCUGGCGCUGUGUGAGUUGGUGCUCAAUUCCUACAUCCCAAAGGAGUAUCAAACAAUGAUUGAGCGCUUUACGCAUUGGAAUGAGGAUAUUGGUGAGUGGCAGCUCAAGUGUGUGGCCUACACAGGGAAUAAUAUGCGAAAGAAUAUCCCAGAACCGAGGAAUUCCAACAAGGAGCCUGAUUUUGUGGAUCUCUCGCAUGUGUACCUAAGUUACAACACAGACAAUGUAUCCGAUCCAAUACGCAGCAAGACAAGUCGACCCCGUACUUCGGGUGUACCCAGACCAACAACCACCAGGCGCUACGUGUAAUCAUGCAGCAAACAAUCCUCUCCACAAUGCAACUUGGGAAUUUUUUUCGUUUCCAUUUCAUUGAGAUCUCUGUAGAUUCCUCAACAUCCAUGCCACCCAUUUAAUCUUUGAUGUUCACACAAGCACGAGCUUUUAUGUGCAUUUCUUUGGGUACCUACAUACAUAUAUAUAUUCACCUG
Molecule: messenger RNA, 2557 nt
Organism: Lutzomyia longipalpis
Lineage: Eukaryota; Metazoa; Arthropoda; Insecta; Diptera; Psychodidae
Gene: Klp64D
Product: kinesin-like protein KIF3A
Exons: 5
Coding region: 342-2378 (678 amino acids)
Biological process (GO): microtubule-based movement
Molecular function (GO): microtubule binding; microtubule motor activity; ATP binding
Source: RefSeq, a predicted model, not a curated record